AUGUCUAAAGAAAAUACUGAAAAAAAAGAAUACUGCAUUGACUGCACCCAUCCUGCCUCUGAUAACCUUCUCAGUCCUUCAGAUUUACAAAGUCAUUUAGAAGAAAAAAUUAAAACUUACACAGGUAAAAAAGAAAGGCUAUUAGAAGUGACAUGUAAAGAUAAUAAUGUGCUUGUAAGGGUUAAUAAAGACAUUAUAAAUAAACAAGGACUUAAAAAUGUUAUUAGAAGAUUUCUGCAUGCUAAAAGGCUUUCUGCUUUUAUUAAAGUGUACGGCGAUACAAAGAAUGGUUUUGAAUUUAGAUACAUGAAUGUUGCUGAAGACAAUUAA
Vairimorpha ceranae is the source of this 330-nucleotide messenger RNA. RefSeq names its product 60s ribosomal protein l22. The coding region runs from base 1 to 330 and encodes 109 amino acids. Gene Ontology annotation, molecular function: RNA binding; structural constituent of ribosome. Gene Ontology annotation, cellular component: ribosome. NCBI's taxonomy places the organism in Eukaryota, Fungi, Microsporidia, Nosematidae. The record is from RefSeq and is a predicted model, not a curated record. The transcript has a single exon. Gene Ontology annotation, biological process: cytoplasmic translation.